UGGAACGGCACGCCCGCCCCUUCGCUGCUAGGCUCGCGUCGCGUCCGCGCUCCCAGGCUCCCCGGUUCUCUUAAAUGUUUUCUUGGAGCCUUAAAAAUGGAGACCACAGGAAUGGCUGGUGUGUCACUGAAACGUGGGUCCCUUGCCGUGAAAGAUAAUGAUAGUCAAGCUCCAGGGGAGGAAGUAAAAAGACAGAAGGUCUCAGAAUGCUGUCUGAGCGAGGGUCAGGAUGGGCUAGAAAGUGACUCUCUACCCAGCGAUGAGAAUGUGCCUGCAGUGCCUGAAGCUGUAAGUGCUGGGGAAGGUAAAAACAAUUCUGAUGCUCCGUUAGAAGACGAGGAAGAGGAGGAAGAAGAUGGCCUUUCAGAGGAAGGUGAAGAGGAAGAGGAAGUGGAGAGUUUCGCAGACAUGAUGAAGCAUGGACUUACCGAACUUGAUGUAGGCAUUACCAAGUUUGUAAGUUCCCAUCAAGGAUUCUCAGGAAUCUUAAAAGAAAGAUACUCUGACUUCGUUGUUCAUGAGAUAGGAAAAGAUGGACGGAUCAGCCAUUUGGAUGACUUGUCUGUUCCAGUGGAUGAAGAGGAUCCUUCAGAAGAUGUAUUUACGGUUUUGACAGCUGAAGAAAAGCAGCAUUUGGAAGAACUCCAGCUUUUUAAAAAUAAGGAAACCAGUGUUGCCAUUGAGGUUAUUGAGGAUACCAAAGAGAAAAGAACUGUCAUCCAUCAAGCUAUUAAAUCUCUGUUUCCAGGAUUAGAGACAAAAACAGAGGAUAGAGAGGGGAAGAAAUAUAUUGUUGCCUACCAUGCAGCUGGAAAGAAGGCUUUGGCAAAUCCAAGAAAACAUUCUUGGCCGAAAUCUAGGGGGAGUUACUGCCACUUUGUAUUAUACAAGGAAAAUAAAGACACCAUGGAUGCUAUCAACGUACUGUCGAAAUAUUUAAGAGUCAAGCCAAACAUAUUCUCCUACAUGGGAACCAAAGAUAAAAGGGCUAUAACAGUUCAAGAAAUUGCUGUUCUCAAAGUAACUGCUCAAAGACUUGCCCACUUGAACAAGUGCUUGAUGAACUUUAGGCUCGGGAAUUUCAGCUAUCAGAAAAACCCUUUGAAAUUGGGAGAGCUUCAGGGAAAUCACUUCACUGUUGUUCUCAGAAAUAUAACAGGAACUGAUGAGCAAGUACAACAAGCCAUGCACUCUCUUAAAGAGAUUGGAUUUAUUAACUAUUAUGGAAUGCAGAGAUUUGGAACUACAGCUGUCCCUACGUAUCAGGUUGGAAGAGCUAUACUACAAAAUUCCUGGGCUGAAGUCAUGGAUUUAAUAUUGAAACCCCGUUCCGGAGCCGAAAAGGGGUACUUGGUCAAGUGCAGGGAAGAAUGGGCGAAAACCAAAGACCCAGCUGCUGCCCUCAAAAAACUACCCAUCAAAAGGUGUGUGGAAGGGCAGCUGCUUCGAGGACUUUCAAAAUAUGGAAUGAAGAAUAUAGUCUCUGCAUUUGGCAUAAUACCAAGAAAUAACCGCUUAAUGUAUAUCCAUAGCUACCAAAGUUACGUGUGGAAUAACAUGGUGAGCAAGAGGAUAGAAGAGUACGGGCUGAAACCUGUUCCAGGCGACCUUGUUCUCAAAGGAGCCACAGCCACCUAUAUUGAGGAGGAUGAUGUUAAUAAUUAUUCCAUCCAUGAUGUGGUAAUGCCCUUGCCUGGUUUCGAUGUUAUCUACCCGAAGCAUAAAAUUAGUGAAGCCUACAGGGAAAUGCUAACAGCAGACAGUCUUGAUAUUGACAACAUGAGACACAAAAUUCGAGAUUAUUCCUUAUCAGGGGCGUACCGAAAGAUCAUUAUUCGUCCUCAGAAUGUCAGCUGGGAAGUCGUUGCCUAUGAUGAUCCUAAAAUCCCACUUUUCAACACAGAUGUGGACAACCUGGAAGGGAAACCACCACCAGUUUUUGCUUCUGAAGGCAAAUACAAAGCUCUGAAGAUGGAUUUUUCACUUCCUCCAUCUACAUAUGCUACCAUGGCCAUCCGAGAAGUGCUUAAAAUGGAUACCAGUAUCAAGAACCAGACCCAACUCAAUACGACCUGGCUCCGCUGAGCACCUUGUUCACAGAUUAGAAAAUGCACACAUGUGUUGCUUACUGGCUUCCUGUUCAUUUUUCUCUUAGUACAGACCCAUAUGUGGAUUUUGAAUCUUUGUAGUAAAAGAUUGUUUGUACUUUUUCAAUUUUUUUAUUAGCUUAAAUCGAUGAUUUGCAAUGUUUGUACACACAUACAAAUCCUGAGGAUCCUAACUGUAGCCCAGAGAAUAUAAAAUUGGUCAGAAUAUAUUUCAGGUGCUUCAAUCAUGGUAUUACAAUGCCAGCAUUACUGGCAUUAUAAUAAUGAGAAAGGACUUUGGUUUAAAGUAGUAAUUUUAGAUGUUUGCUACAUUCUUGAAGGACAACAGAAAUGUUUAACCCAUCCAUGAAUGGAGUACACAGCAAUGCAUUUUAAGACACAAAUGCAACAAAACAAAUCUUGACUAUGGAUAAAUAAUUUGAGAGCCCCUGCCUAAAUAUAAAUACAGUUCUCAUGCUUAUUUAAAUGAUAAUGAAACAGCUACAGGUUUAUAAACACAGCAGGGAUUGUCGUUAUCUAGCUCAUGUACCUGUACCAGGUUUAGGCAGGCAUUUAUAGACUUUUUAGUUCCAAUAGCUUUUGCAUUAUAUUAUUGUCUUGCAGGAAAGUUGCAUUGAUAGGGCUUUUUUUCCUGAUGUAAACAUUUGCCACUGUUUUUAUUAGUUAAGGUCUAAUUUUUACUCUAGGUGCCUUUUAUGUUCCGAACUCUUUUCACUGGUAUUUGCCCAAAAAUAAGUAAUAGCAGGGAAGAAAACUUAAAAAAUUUACAAGGGCUUCUCCUAUCAGCUGCAUUACCCUGUGUCACCAACAGCUUAGAUAGUUCCAUUUCAGGCAUUGCAUAAAAUUUUCCUCUGGUGUGAAAGGAUAAACAUGCCUUUCUAAAAUUAUGUGACAUAAUUGUACCGAUUUUUAUUUUCUAUCAUUUCUAAAACCAAACAUAAUAAAUAUUUUUUAAAACUCC
This is a messenger RNA of Trichechus manatus latirostris (Florida manatee), 3069 nucleotides long. It is a transcript of the gene PUS7, whose product is annotated as pseudouridine synthase 7. NCBI's taxonomy places the organism in Eukaryota, Metazoa, Chordata, Mammalia, Sirenia, Trichechidae. Gene Ontology annotation, cellular component: nucleus. Bases 97 to 2085 code for a protein of 662 amino acids. Gene Ontology annotation, biological process: pseudouridine synthesis. The transcript has 16 exons. The record is from RefSeq and is a predicted model, not a curated record. Gene Ontology annotation, molecular function: RNA binding; pseudouridine synthase activity.